AUGACUAUCGGAAGUUCUUUCACCAAGCUCUCCGUGAUCAAGCCUUUCAAGACGACCUGGAAGAGUCGGGUGAAGGUGCUCCACUCUUGGAGGCAGUUCACUGGAAUGUCCGGGGAGACGAUGGAGUAUGUUUUCGCCGACGAGGAGGGUACGAAGAUACAUGCAACUUGCCAGAAAAAUGACAUACGGCGUUUAGGGAAGGAUUUGCCUGUUGGUGAAUGGAGAGCCAUUGAGCAUUUCUCUUUGACCCCUGUCUCCGGUCAAUAUCGUCCAACAAUGCACCGUUCCAAGAUGUCUUUCUCCAUCAACACGGUGAUCAGUAACUGUGGUUCACAAGGUGAUGAUUUGUUUAUCGAGCUGACAGAUUACACGGACAUCUUCAGUGGAGACCAUGAUAAUAAUUACUUGGUUGGCCAAUUGCAAAUAACCAAUGCGUUUGAUGCUUCUAAGCUUAUGAUAAAUCCUGAUUGUCCAGAGGCAAACGAUUUUAGGGAGAGGUUACCAGCUGAUGGCCUCACCAUUGUUAUUAAGGAAGAAGAUGCCACCGACUUACAGGUUCAACUUGAGAAAAAGGAAGAGGAAUGGCAUAGCUAUGCGAUUUGUUCCGUGUCUGAGCUUCUGGAUUGCGACCAGAUCGAACAGAAGAGGAUUGUGUGUGUCGUCGGUUCAAUUGACACUGACUUUGGCUGGUAUUAUUUUGGUUGUGGUACCUGCCAACACCGAGUCAGCAAAGACUUGAAAAAGGAAGCAUCAACAAAACCUAAAUCUAAAGUCCCCAUCUGGUGGUGUCAACAGUGUAAAACAAACACUAAGAAGGUUGCAGGGAAGUUCAAGCUUCAUCUGAACGUGUACGAUGGUACUGGCGAAGCAAGGAUUAUGCUACUUGACAAUAUUGCGGAGAGCAUAGUUACAAAGUCCGCUGCUUUUCUUCUGAAUGGUUCCUUUGAUGAGAUUCAAGACCCUGACCAAAUGCCGGACUCCUUGCGUAAUUUGGUCGGGAAGACUUUUGAGUUCUUGGUUGGUGUGGAGAAGGAACACAUUAGCUACGGUAAUGAUACUUACAAGGUUCACAAAGUGCAUACUGGAGAAGGAAUCGUCAAGAAAGAUAGCUCUCAUGAUGUGAUUAGUAGAGUUGAUACAGUUUCACAAAUUGUGUCUACUGAUGAGGCCUCAGCGGUGAAGAGCAAUUACUUGGAGAAUUCCGAAGCUGGUGCAACACCUUCGUCCAAAAGACAGAAAGAUGAAGUUGAGGGCGUGACAGAUAAUGGUUCUGCUUCAAAGAAACAUUGUAACAAGGUCAUCGACUUGGAAGAUAUCAAUGGUGAAAACGAUGUAGAGCUCCCAGCUGGCGAUGAGAAGGUCAAUGGAUGA
Molecule: messenger RNA, 1371 nt
Organism: Microthlaspi erraticum
Lineage: Eukaryota; Viridiplantae; Streptophyta; Magnoliopsida; Brassicales; Brassicaceae
Source: the annotation of a GenBank genome assembly